AACAAGGAAGUUCACCACACUCCAGUCUUCGUCUGCGCCCUCUCCGCAAAUCUGACACAAUAUCGUCGUUAUUUCUGUGAGGAAGGUGACUGCUCACCUGUCGGUAUGGCGAUGUCAACCUUUCAGAAGGUGACCCUCGCGACGGGCCUCGUGCUGUGCGUCGCGUUGCUGCUUCCUAAAAUGCUGUUAUCCCGGGGGAGGAAGGAUGCUGCCGAGCGGCCGGAGGGUUCAGGACGGUUCCCUCCAAUGUUGCACCGUCAGAUGGCUCCGGAGAGCAGAGGUCAGAGAGCCGCCGGGUCCGGAGCCUCCAGGGCCCACAACACAGAGGCCAUAGGCAGAGGCAAGGGAGCAGGAACAGGGGCGGGAGCUGGAGGCAAAUCCAACCUGGCAGGACAGAUCAUCCCUGUGUAUGGCUUCGGGAUCUUGCUCUACAUCCUCUACAUCCUCUUUAAGAUCACGUCUAAAGGGAGCAGCAAGCCAGCAGAGGGGAGGUUCCCUGCAUCACGCUCAGAGAACCUCAAGAGAAAGAUCACUGAUUUCCAGCUGGCCCAGCUGCAGGAGAAGCUGAGGGAGACAGAGCUGGUGAUGGAGAAGAUUGUUUCCAACGCCCACCACAGUCCUAACAGGGUGAAGGGCGUGAUGGCAGACCAGGAGGAGAGCCUCCUUCAGCAGUUGACGGAGAUAACACAGAUGAUGCAGGAGGGUCAGCUGGUGGAGGGAAUGGCUCCAGAGAAGAAGCCCCAGGAUGAGUGGAAAGAUUAUCCAGAAGAGCCUCAUCCAUACUGGGAACAUUCCCACUGCUGUUGUAAGGAGCACCACCACAGUCCACAGACAGAGGCAGAGAGAACAGAAGGCGACGGGGCCGACCUGCUCGAAAAUCUCCCUGCAGACGUCACAGGUGGAGGCGUGGUCGAGGAAGCAGAAGAUCUGAGCGAAAGAGCUGCGAGAGAAUCUGAUCUGACAGCAGCAAGUAGAGACGAUGUAGGGUUAGAGAGCGAUUUAGGGAAAACUGAGGAGGAGGACAUGCACGAACACAGAAAGCAACUGGGUCAGAUUGAUCUGGGUGUCCCAGAGGAGGAACUGGUUGGAGUCCUGAAAGAGCUGGAGCUCACGCUGAGAAUGACAUCCGUAUUGGAGCAGGAGAAGAUUAAGGACCUGGUGCAACCAGUGGACUCGGAAACGGCUUGCAGCUUGGUCAGACGGAGAAACAAGAGGAGAAGAGCAAAGAAAGACACAAACUGACCAACGCGAUUCAGAUACAGUCAACUUGAGCCGGGGUCUGGUUUGUGAGGGCAGAUGGGGUUUUUAGUCUGUUCUCAUCAGAUCGGAAGUAACAUGAAAGCUGGUGAUAGCAUGACAGUUUCUCCAGCCUUGCUUAACUUUAAGUGAAUACAUGAGAAAAGAUGUGAACAGGGCAUAUUUUAUAUCAGUAAUAUCAGCUUGAUCCAGUGGCUGAAAGGUUUAUAAAACCCUCAUUAUCUAAUACAGUAUUACCCGUCUGCAUGCAUGAAUUCAUAAUGUGCUUCCAGGAUUUCUGGUGAUGUGCUGAAAAGGUGGACAGUAUGCACACAAAACCGUUUGUUAGAUCUGUCACGAAGGUCAGAAGGCAUCGGUUUCUGCUCCUCUAGGGGACCUAAUGUUAUUUUAUCUGGUACUGGAAGAUGAAGUAUAUCUAAAAUUAAAGAAAAACAAAAAAACAAGAGCAAGGAAGACUGAAUCAGAUCCCAAAUGGGAAUGCAAAUUGUCUUAAUACCUAGUGCACAAUAUUGGGAUGUUUGUGCCUCUUCUCACUUUUGUCAGCAAUGAAACACUACCAUUAAAACUGCAGUCAUUUUAAAUUUUGUUUGACAGUUUUCCUACUGUGCUCUUGGAUUCCUUUGUGUGAGCAAAUGCAAUAAAUGACACUAUUCUUAAUUUAAGUUUUUAAUUAGACAGGAGUUAGCCGAGUCCUC
Messenger RNA from Neolamprologus brichardi, 1952 nucleotides. RefSeq names its product RIC3 acetylcholine receptor chaperone b (gene ric3b). The record is from RefSeq and is a predicted model, not a curated record. Gene Ontology annotation, cellular component: neuron projection; neuronal cell body; intracellular membrane-bounded organelle. NCBI's taxonomy places the organism in Eukaryota, Metazoa, Chordata, Actinopteri, Cichliformes, Cichlidae. Gene Ontology annotation, biological process: protein localization to cell surface; synaptic transmission, cholinergic.